This is a messenger RNA of Molossus molossus (Pallas's mastiff bat), 825 nucleotides long. It is a transcript of the gene IGSF23, whose product is annotated as immunoglobulin superfamily member 23. The transcript is spliced from 5 exons. NCBI's taxonomy places the organism in Eukaryota, Metazoa, Chordata, Mammalia, Chiroptera, Molossidae. The record is from RefSeq and is a predicted model, not a curated record.
AUGAGGGGUCCCCUGAAGGCUAGCCCUGUCCACAGCCCUGCCUGGAACAGACUGCUUCUAACAGGCACCCUGCUCGCAUCCUGCAUCUGCUCAGCCUCCUCGGAGCUGCUCGCCUCUGCAUCUCGGGCCUUCCUGACCGAAGGAGCCAGCGUUCACCUUCCAGUCCCCAGCAAACUUGAUGGUAUGCUCUCCAUUUCUUGGUUCUGAGGGCAUGAAGCCUGGCCAGAAGCCAUGGUCUUCUCCGCUGAGGGUCUCCCAGGGCCCGGCCACACUGGCCAGGAGAUGCUGGGCGACCAAGGCAGCCUGGUCAUGAGAAACCUAACAGCUCAUGACUCAGGCAGCUACACUACGGUGGCCUCCCUUCCUGUUCACACAGACCUCAAGGUGACGGUGCUAUGGACAUAUCCGAUGGCCAGGCUGGGCGUCAUCCGGUGUGAUCUCAACUACUCGGUGACGAUGCAUUGUGUGACCACGAUCAGACCCGGACCUGUGCUGCACUGGACCUUCGAGGGGAAGCCACGGGGGACUGGGGAGUUGCUGAUCAUCCGGCGCUUGUCCAGGGAGGACUUGGGCAACUAUACGUGCAUGGCCAAGGACAACCAGGGACAGGAUUUCUCCGACACUAUGACCGUCUCACUGCCAACCAACGUGGAUCCCGCAGAUGAGCCCAUCGAGCCAGACCCCAUCAUCACUGUGUCAGGAGCGGCUGCCAUCGCCCUCAUCAUUGCUGGGAGUGUGGGGUUGGUGACAGUGUUGGGAGGCAUUGGCUGCACCAUCGCCCAGGCCAAAAGGACCGACAGGCGAAGAAUACGAAAAUGCUGCUGA